AUGAAUGUACCUUUGGAGAAGCUCAAGGCGACUACCCUCAAAAAUAUUGAAGUGCUCCUCAAAAAGCUUCCUGAGGAGAAGCAUAUGCUUAUUGAAACCACGUUGCUUCGAGCCCUUGAUCGCAUAGUAUCUAUGCGGGUUCUCUCCAGCCUUGGAGUGAAAAAAGUUUUCAAAAUCCAGGAUUUACCUCCAGAGCCUUCUUUUUCCAGGUACAGUCAGUACUUCGUAGCCAUUAUGCAUCUCUUCAGACUUGUCUACUUAAUUACUCCUACUAAGCAAUCCGUUCAAACUAUAAUUAAUCACUCUGAGGUAGACCGCAAGGCUCAAAUAAAGAGGUGCAGAUUGGUUGCAUUCGUUCCUAAACAGACGGCGGCGGUAAAGACCUUGCUAGAGUCGCGAGGUAUCCUAGGGGACGAUCUUCAGAUUGCUGAUCUCUCCUUUGGUUGGAUCCCCAUUGAUAUUGAUCUAAUCUCAUUGAACCUUCCCGAGGUCUACACCAAUUACUUUCUCCAUGGUGACACCUCGUGGCCGUAUCACUUUGGACAGAUGUUGAGUCACGUUUUGGAAGCUACCCUUCAUGGUAGUCAAGCUCCCACAGACAUCAACCUUCACGCCUUUGGCAGUGCGGCUCAGGUCUCAGCAGCUGGCCUCAGCUCUGCUAUUUGUCAAAUCAGGACUAACAAGUUGAUCAGCUCGGAGGUCACUAUUGCCCCCGACGAUCAGGAUUCACCGUCUCACUCGUCACCUCAUCAACCGUUGUUCAUUCUCUUUAGUCGAAAUCUGGAUUAUGUCACACCAUUCAUGGUUCCAACCACUUUCGAGGCGCUGAUUCAUGAGGUCAUUGGAAUCGAUAAUGGCGUCGUAGAGCUGCCAAAUGUCGAAAAGGGGGACGUAGUGCCUACCAAAUUAAAUUUAAGCAGUUUCAAUAUUAACUGCUUCAAGGAUGUGAGAAAUGCGCACAUCUCUACCGUCCACAAGUGGCUGCAGGCACAGCGCUCUCUUCUGGAAGAUUCACGCACAGGACUAGGGUUUUCGCUGGCCGCAUUGGAUCGGACAAUGCUGAGUUCCGGUCAAGGUCCGCUCAUACCCAGUGUCUCCAGCCUCGCUAACCUUUCCUCCCAACUGAAGCCAAUUCUUUCUGUGCGCAAGGAACUCACUGCCCUUUUCAUCUGUCUUGAGGAGGUGAUGCGGAAGAUGGCAAACGAGGAACGAGUUGAGGAUCUAUUAGCAGCACAGACGGAGAUUUUGCAAUCGGGAAGCGGGGGCGCAUUGGCGAUGCCGGUGAUCUCGUCAUCAUCUUCACCGACAACCUCGGGUUCAAUCGCAUCAACUUCGUUGUCUCAACAGGAAGCAUGUGAACCUAUGCCCUCCGAAGCUGCCACGGGUACUUGUGCUGACGACCCUACUUGUCAGCCUGUCCGGCUCGCUCUUGAGUGGCUCUCCACCAGGUUUGGUGACCGCUUGACGGAGGCGGUGCGCCUACUCUGCCUCCUCUCCAUCACUCAUGACGGUCUAGGUGAGGAAUUGUACAGCCAGGUGGUCCGGCAUAUUCAACACGCCGUAGGCUUCUCGAUCUAUCCCGUCCUGGUGGCGUUGCGUCGUCUUCGCCUCUUGUACUCUCGACGUCCACGUGACGUGCCAACGGUAUCAGCGCAAUCUCAUGGUGAGGGACUGGAGGCUGCAGCGGUCUCGUCUCGCUCCGCCCUCCGGCUCGUUCUUGCACCCACCAAUGCCGAGAAGCUCGCCAAC
Molecule: messenger RNA, 1749 nt
Organism: Hydatigera taeniaeformis
Lineage: Eukaryota; Metazoa; Platyhelminthes; Cestoda; Cyclophyllidea; Taeniidae
Source: the annotation of a GenBank genome assembly